Molecule: messenger RNA, 7918 nt
Organism: Austrofundulus limnaeus
Lineage: Eukaryota; Metazoa; Chordata; Actinopteri; Cyprinodontiformes; Rivulidae
Product: protein tyrosine phosphatase receptor type D
Exons: 45
Coding region: 723-6539 (1938 amino acids)
Biological process (GO): protein dephosphorylation
Molecular function (GO): protein tyrosine phosphatase activity; protein binding
Source: RefSeq, a predicted model, not a curated record
UGCUGGGACUGCGCGUUUCCAAAGAAAAAAAGCUCAGCUUCCUCUCAGUUCUCCGUCCGUCUUUUUGCCGCUCUCAUUGUCUUUUGUCGACAGUGAUAAAGAGAGCCAGUUGAAACCACGGGCCUGUUUUUGUUUUCUAAUUUGGACUAAGGAGAGGAAAAAAAGAAAUAAGAAGAAGGCAUCAUGGCUGUUUUCUGACUUUGAGAGUAGAGAGAAGAGACUCCUCUGGAAUUUCCUCUGAAGCRUUUAUCCGGACAGCUCCGUUAACCCGGGCUUCGUUCUUCUACCUGCGUGUCAAAAUGUUGCCAACAUUUCCGCACUAGGGGAAAUCUGAGGAGCUCUCUUCUGUUUUCACUCUGGUCCGAAGCAGCAGUCGGCAUUGUUUGUUUCGAUAUCUGGGUCGGGGGCAAAUUGGGCAGUAAUUGUCAGGUGUGUCGGCGAGGUGAAACUGCAGCAGUUGGCAGCAUGGUGGCGCCUGCAUGAACCCAAGUGUGGAGCCUCAUUUCUCGUUCUCUUUCCUGAGAUGUCAACCACAGGAUGAGGCCUGCGGCAGGUCUCAGGAGGGAGAAUGUUCCUUGACUUUCACACCUUCGACCUCAAGCUCUUGAAUCGUUGGAAAGUUUGCUUGAGUGCUGAAAGGCUGUGAAUACCCUGCAUCUGAGAAAUCAGACCAGACUGACUCACAGGGCUCUGUGAGCCAGUGCCACCGAGGCUGCCAAAGCAUGCUGGUGCCAAGCUGUCCCACCAUGCACAGAGCCAGACCCACGCUGCUGCUGCUGCUGCCACUGCUGCUGCUCGUCCAGGGUCUGCUCCUCCACCUCGCCGACGCUCAAACACCACCAAAGUUUUUAAGAACCCCCACUGACCAAACAGGCGUGCAAGGAGGCGUGGCAUCCUUUAUCUGCCAAGCCACGGGAGAUCCACGGCCGAAGAUUGUGUGGAACAAGAAGGGGAAGAAAGUCAGCAACCAGAGAUUUGAGGUAGUGAUUGAGUUCGACGACGGGUCUGGUUCAGUGCUACGAAUUCAGCCGUUACGCACGCCCCGAGACGAAGCCAUAUAUGAAUGCGUCGCCUCCAACGGUGUUGGAGAGACGAGCGCUACCACCAGACUGACUGUUUUACGUGAGGACCAGCUGCCCCCUGGUUUCCCCACUAUAGACAUGGGCCCACAGUUGAAAGUGGUGGAGCGAACACGCACCUCCACCAUGCUCUGCGCCGCCAGCGGCAACCCUGACCCAGACAUUGCCUGGUUCAAAGACUUCCUCCCCGUCAACACCACCAACAACAACGGACGCAUUAAACAGCUCAGAUCAGAAUCCUUUGGUGGUACACCAAUAAGAGGAGCCCUCCAAAUUGAGCAAAGUGAAGAGUCUGAUCAGGGGAAGUAUGAAUGUGUGGCGACCAACAGCGAUGGAACCCGCUAUUCUGCCCCAGCAAAUCUAUAUGUCAGAGAGCUACGAGAAGUGCGUCGGGUUCCACCACGAUUCUCCAUUCCACCUACAGACAAUGAGAUAAUGCCAGGAGGCAGUGUAAAUAUUACAUGUGUGGCAGUAGGCUCUCCCAUGCCUUAUGUCAAAUGGAUGCUGGGUGCUGAGGACCUGACUCCGGAGGACGACAUGCCCAUCGGACGAAACGUCUUGGAGCUGACAGAUGUCCGGCAGUCAGCCAAUUACACAUGUGUGGCCAUGUCAACCCUUGGCGUGAUCGAGGCUGUAGCCCAGAUAACAGUCAAAGCACUACCCAAGGCUCCUGGCAUCCCCAUAGUGACCGAGCGUACAGCCACUAGCAUUACUUUGACUUGGGACUCGGGCAAUCCUGAACCAGUGUCCUACUACAUCAUCCAGCACAAGUCCAAGUACUCCGAGGACUUGUACAAGGAGAUCGAUGGCGUGGCCACCACUCGGUACAGCGUGGGCGGUCUCAGCCCUUACUCUGACUACGAGUUCCGGGUAGUGGCAGUAAACAACAUUGGCCGGGGGCCGCCCAGCGAGAGCAUCGAGGCCAAAACAGCAGAGCAGGCUCCCAGCACGGCGCCGAGGCAGGUCCGAGGUCACAUGAUGAGCGCCACCACAGCUGUCAUUCAGUGGGAUGAACCAGAGGAGCCUAACGGGCAGAUCAUGGGCUACAGAGUGUACUACACCAUGGAUCCCACCCAGCAUGUCAACCUCUGGGAGAAGCAGAUGGUUCAGGGCUCGAAUUUUGCCACCAUCCAGGGACUCAUUCCAAAUAAGACCUACUACAUUAAAGUGUUGGCCUUCACCUCUGUAGGAGACGGACCUCUUUCUGCAGACCUGCAAAUCAUUGCUAAGACUGGAGUUCCUUCCCAACCGACGGACUUUAAAGGAGAAGCCAAAUCUGAAACGAGUAUUUUACUCUCAUGGAACGCUCCGGCGCAGACUGGACUGGAAAAUCAAGUCACAGGAUAUGAACUCUUGUACAAAAAGAGAGAUGAAAAAGACGAGAAACGAGUCAGCUUUGAACCCACAAUGACUUACCUGCUGAAGGACUUGAAGCCCUUCACGUUUUACACGUUUCGUCUGGCAGCACGUAGUAAGCACGGAGUUGGAGCUUACACCAGCGAGAUCUCAGCGGAAACUCCGCAGACRCAACCUGCAGGCGCACCUCAGGAAGUAAAGUGCUUUAGCCCCAGCUCCACCAACAUCCGGGUAAGUUGGCGGCCGCCCCCUGUGGAGUUACAAAAUGGGAUCAUAACACAAUACAGCAUCCAAUACGCGGCCACCGAAGGGGAGGACACAGCUGCUCGUCAAGUCUCCGACAUCCCUCCAGAAAACUCAGAGUACCUUUUGGAAAACUUGGACAAAUGGACAGAGUACCGUGUGACGGUCAGUGCUCAYACAGAUGUUGGAGCAGGACCGGAGAGCCUGCCGCAGCUUGUCCGCACUGAGGAGGAUGUUCCUAGUGGGCCACCUCGUAAAGUUGAGGUGGAGGCUGUCAACUCUUCAUCAAUUAAAGUGAUCUGGCGCUCGCCGGUGCCCACCAAGCAGCACGGUCAGAUCCGAGGAUACCAGGUGCACUAUGUCAAGAUGGUUAAUGGGGAGUCCACGGGACAGCCAGUCAUCAAGGACAUCCUGAUUGAUGAUGCCCAGUGGGAGUAUGAUGAUUCAACUGAUCAUGAAAUGUUCAUCACAGAGCUGCAGGCUGAGACCACAUAUUCAGUUACUGUGGCAGCCUACACAACAAAAGGUGACGGCGCACGCAGCAAGCCCAAACUAAUCACCACCACUGGCGCAGUUCCAGAAAAGCCCCGUCUUAUGGUCAGCACAACCAACAUGGGCACAGCUUUACUCCAGUGGCAUCCCCCAGCAGUGACCCACGGACCCCUGCAAGGUUAUCGCCUUCGCUUUGGUCGCAAAGAUGUGGAYCCACUGACAGUUAUUGAGUUCCCAGAGCGGGAGAACCACUACACAACCAAAGAGAUCCAUAAAGGAGCUUCAUACACUUUCCGUCUUUCAGCACGCAACAAGGUGGGCUUUGGUGAAGAGACAGUCAAAGAAGUCACCACAAAUGAGGAUGUUCCAAGCGGCUUCCCUCAGAACAUUAAAGCAGAGGGCGCCACCACCUCCACGGUUCAGGUUAGCUGGCAGCCUGUGUUGUUGGCAGAGCGAAACGGGCGAAUAAUAAAAUAUGCCCUGCAAUAUAAAGACAUCAACAGCCCACGCAGUCCCUCUGAACUCUUCAUCACUGCUCCGGAAUCAACCGUCCUCCUGGAUGGCCUUAGGGCAGACACAACUUACGAUAUAAAAAUGUGUGCCUUCACCAGCAAGGGAUCUGGUCCCUAUAGCCCAAGUGUCCAAUUCAGAACACAACCUGUGGAUCAAGCAGUGUUUGCAAAAAAUUUUCACGUGAAAGCUGCUAUGAAGACAUCUGUGCUACUGAUGUGGGAAAUCCCAGAAUCUUACAACCCAGCUCAACCUUUCACUAUUCUCUAUGACAACGGGCAGAGUGUGGAGGUGGACGGGAAGUUAACACAGAAGCUAAUCACCGGUCUUCAACCAGAGACGCAGUACUCCUUCCUCUUGACCAACCGUGGCAACAGUGCUGGAGGUCUACAGCAUCGAGUGUCCACCAUGACGGCUCCAGACGUGCUUCGCACAAAACCCUACAUGCUUAGCAAAACCAACUCAGACGGAAUGGUGACUGUUGAGCUACCAUCAGUGCAGACGUCUGAAAGAGUGCGGGGGUAUUAUGUCGUGGUUGUACCUUUGAAGAAGCAACGCACUGGAAAGUUUUUCAAACCAUGGGAUAAUCCUGAUGAGAUGAAUUUGGAGGAGCUGCUGAAGGAGAUAAACCGAACGAGCAGAGGCCUUCGCUUCCAGAGGCACACAGAACCCAAAGCCUAUAUCGCAGCGUACUUCAARGACCUGCCCAAAGAGUUCACCCUGGGAGAUGGCAAGAUCUAUGGAGACUUUGAAAACAAGCAACUCCAGAAYGGCCAGGAGUACAUCUUCUUUGUGCUCGCUGUACUGGAGAUGUCUGAAAACAUCAUGUAUGCCACCAGCCCGUACUCCGACCCUGUUGUCUCAGCCGACAUUGAUCCCCAGCCAAUCAUCGAUGAGGAGGAAGGCCUCAUCUGGGUGGUGGGCCCAGUGCUAGCUGUCGUCUUCAUUAUCUGCAUCGUCAUCGCCAUCCUCCUUUAUAAGAGCAAACCAGACAGAAAAAGAGCAGAAACAGAAGCCAGAAAAGGUAGUCUCCCCAACAGCAAGGAAAUGCCUCUUCAUCAUCCCACUGAUCCCGUCGAGCUCCGACGUCUCAACUUCCAAACGCCCGGCAUGGCCAGUCAUCCCCCGAUCCCCGUCAUGGAGUUGGCAGAUCACGUAGAGCGACUGAAAGCCAACGACAACCUCAAGUUUUCACAAGAAUAUGAGUCCAUAGACCCUGGUCAGCAGUUCACAUGGGAGCACUCCAACCUGGAGGUCAACAAACCAAAGAACAGAUACGCCAAUGUAAUUGCCUACGAUCACUCCAGAGUCUUACUCUCUGCUAUUGACGGUGUUCCUGGAAGUGACUACAUCAACGCCAACUACAUAGAUGGUUACAGGAAGCAAAAUGCUUACAUUGCCACUCAAGGAUCUCUGCCAGAAACAUUUGGUGAAUUCUGGAGAAUGAUCUGGGAGCAGAGGAGCGCCAUUAUCGUCAUGAUGACCAAACUGGAGGAAAGAUCCAGGGUAAAAUGUGAUCAAUACUGGCCCACGAGAGGGACAGAGACGUACGGUCUCAUCCAAGUAACGUUGUUAGACACAGUAGAGUUGGCCACAUACUGUGUCAGGACAUUUGCACUUUUCAAAAACGGCUCCAGCGAAAAGAGAGAAGUAAGGCAGUUCCAGUUCACCGCCUGGCCGGACCACGGGGUACCAGAACACCCAACUCCGUUUCUUGCCUUCCUGAGACGAGUGAAAGCUUGCAAUCCUCCAGAUGCGGGGCCCAUGGUGGUGCACUGCAGUGCUGGGGUUGGACGCACAGGUUGCUUUAUUGUGAUUGAUGCAAUGCUGGAGCGUAUCAAGCAUGAGAAGACCGUGGAUAUCUACGGACAUGUAACAUUAAUGCGUGCUCAACGCAACUACAUGGUGCAGACAGAAGAUCAGUACGUCUUUAUACACGAUGCACUCCAGGAGGCCGUCAAUUGCGGCACCACCGAAGUGCCCGCCAGAAACCUCUACGCCUACAUCCAGAAACUGACUCAGAUAGAGGGUGGAGAGAAUGUCACGGGAAUGGAACUUGAGUUCAAGCGUUUAGCUAACACUAAAGCUCAUACGUCACGAUUCAUCAGUGCCAAUCUCCCCUGCAACAAGUUUAAGAACCGCCUUGUUAACAUAAUGCCAUAUGAGUCCACACGAGUGUGUCUUCAGCCCAUCCGAGGAGUCGAAGGCUCCGACUACAUCAACGCCAGUUUCAUUGAUGGGUACAGGCAACAGAAGGCUUACAUUGCAACACAGGGACCAUUGGCAGAGACCACAGAGGACUUCUGGAGAAUGCUCUGGGAGCACAACUCCACUAUUGUAGUCAUGCUCACCAAGCUUAGAGAAAUGGGCAGGGAAAAAUGCCACCAGUACUGGCCAGCAGAGAGAUCGGCCAGAUACCAGUACUUUGUGGUGGACCCCAUGGCUGAAUAUAACAUGCCCCAGUAUAUCCUGAGGGAGUUCAAAGUGACUGACGCCAGGGAUGGACAGUCACGGACAGUAAGGCAGUUUCAGUUCACGGACUGGCCUGAACAAGGAGUGCCAAAAUCAGGGGAGGGUUUCAUCGAUUUCAUUGGCCAAGUACAUAAAACAAAAGAGCAGUUUGGCCAAGACGGUCCGAUCACGGUCCACUGUAGCGCGGGUGUCGGUAGAACUGGAGUUUUCAUCACCCUAAGCAUUGUCUUGGAACGAAUGAGAUACGAGGGCGUAGUAGACAUCUUUCAGACAGUGAAGAUGCUACGGACACAAAGACCGGCUAUGGUACAGACAGAGGAUCAAUACCAAUUCUGCUACAGAGCUGGCUUGGAAUAUUUGGGAAGCUUUGAUCACUAUGCAACGUAAAACACCCAGUAUUAGAAAAUAAGAGCAGAGGGCCCUUUGGGAAAAAAAACAAACACAUCCUAGUGAGCCUCUCUUCUGAGCCAUAAAUUCCUGCUUGAGAAAGUACUCAACUCCUUGCUAACAAUCCGUUAAGUGUUGGAUGUGUGACAUGAUUUGACAAAAACAAAACACAAAAAAGAAAAAAAGAUCAUUUCUGGAGGACCAAGUAUGUCCCAACCCCACUUAAAAUAAAAACUUGCUUUGGUACAAAGCAAGAGAAUCCGAACUGUUGAAGCAUCAUGUGGAAUUACCUUUUCUUUAUGCUUCAAGGAUUUGUUUUUUGGGGGGCUCAUAAAAACUAAAUGAAACCAACGCAAGAAAAGAGUAAACGAACAAUAACAGCAUCGUCAGAAAUGCAUCAAUGAUUAUGACCCAUAACGAGAGACGAUGGAGGCACACAGAACUGCAGAGAGAAACAACUAAAUGCACAUUGUAAAAAAACAAAACAAACAAAAAAAUAACCUGUUUCACAAUCAAGUCCACAGACAAACCAUUGCAGAAGAUGACAAUGCUUGGUCCACAACAGCAAGCCAGACAGACUAAGUGAUGAAUUAUUACCCAUUUUUCCUGUCACAAUGUUAACCAUUUCAGUUUGGGGCUGAGAGUAACAUCAAAAUGAAACAAAUAAAAACUAUUGUUUUAGUUUUUUAGUAUUUUAUUAUACAACUGAUGUGCUUUUUUUGAACUGUGUGAUUUUUUUUCUACACAAAUUUAUCACUUGGAGAAAAAAAAGGUGGUAAAACAUGUAAUUUUUUUAAGCUGUAGAACUGUUCUAAUGUAUGUGCCGUUUUGCAGAGAAUUAUUCUUUAUUACUUUCGUUCGUUUUGUCACACUUGGUGCAAAAACGUCACACUACCAAAUUGUAACUUUGUUUUAAAGUUGUUUUUUUGGUGUGUAUGUGUGUGUUCCUUUAACAUUUGUUUUUUUUUUUUCCUGUCCACUAUCAUUAACAUAGUACCUUAAUUACUUCCAUUAUAUAAACCGGGGAUUUGCAGAAUCAACAGGAAUGAGCAAAGUAUGAAGUUGCUGCUACAGUUUAUCUUAGUUCUUCCAUUUUACAAUAAGAGAGAAUCUGAUGAAUUGGACAAUAAUAUAUAAGUAUAAGGUACAGAAUGUCAAAUAGAUGUAUAUUAAAGUAUAGCUAUAACAUUCUAAAUAUAUAAGUGCAUAAAGGUUAUAUUAAUGAGGGAUUUGUCUAUGAAAGCGUUCAGAUUAAGAGUUGUGUGCUAUGGAGGAAAUUAAGAUAUUUUUCACUGGAAUGCACAUCAGUAUGACAAAACUGUAUUCUGAUUCAGUGCAAUCUUUUCUUGUGCAAUAAAUGUGUUUUAGAUAGGGUUUAA